CCCCCCCCUCCUCCUCCUCCUCCCCUCCCGCCGCCUCCCCGCGCCGAAACCCUAAAAAUCCUCCUCCUCCUCCUCUUCUUCCCCCAAGAAUCCUCCACACCAUGCGGCCACCGAGGGGCGGCGGCGGCGGGCGCUUCGGAGGCGGAGGCGGCGGGCGGUUCGGCGGCGGUGGCGGCAGGGGUGGCCGCUUCGGUGGCGGCGGCAGGGGGGGCCGCGGCGGCGGCGGCGGGUUCCGCGACGAGGGCCCCCCGGCCGAGGUCGUCGAGGUGUCGACGUUCAUGCACGCGUGCGAGGGGGACGCGGUGACGAAGCUGACGAACGAGAAGGUGCCCUACUUCAACGCGCCCAUCUACCUCCAGAACAAGACCCAGAUCGGCAAGGUCGACGAGAUCUUCGGCCCCAUCAACGAAUCCCUUUUCUCCAUUAAGAUGCUGGAGGGGAUCAUUGCAACUUCAUACAGUGAAGGCGAUAAGUUCUACAUCGACCCCAUGAAGCUUUUGCCUCUCUCACGCUUCUUGCCACAGCCAAAGGGCCAAAGUCAAGGAGGGGGCAGAGGUGGUGGCCGUGGUGGUGGAAGAGGCGGUUUCCGUGGCCGUGGUGGUGGUGGCUUCCGUGGAAGAGGUGCGCCAAGGGGCCGUGGUGGACCUCCUAGGGGUGGAGGUCGUGGUUUCAGGGGGCGGGGCAGAUUCUAGUUUCUUAGCUUAAGACCUGGUGUUUGUUGAAACAUCAUAUCCUACAUGCCCUCUGCUCAAUUGAAAACAUUCAUGUUCUUGUAGCCUGAUGUUAAGUUAGCAGAGCGUUUCCAGCUCUUCAUGUGUGGAAGUUGAAUCUCUAUGGAACAAAGUUUUCAUUUCUCUUCAGUACAAGUUAUGCAUUUAUAGUUAAUCUUUAAAUUUACCGAAUGCUGAUUCUGACUCUUAAUGGAUGUUAUCCUAUGAAUCUUUACUCACAAA
Molecule: messenger RNA, 953 nt
Organism: Oryza sativa Japonica Group (Japanese rice)
Lineage: Eukaryota; Viridiplantae; Streptophyta; Magnoliopsida; Poales; Poaceae
Product: putative H/ACA ribonucleoprotein complex subunit 1-like protein 1
Biological process (GO): snoRNA guided rRNA pseudouridine synthesis; ribosome biogenesis
Cellular component (GO): box H/ACA snoRNP complex
Molecular function (GO): box H/ACA snoRNA binding
Source: RefSeq, a predicted model, not a curated record